UACAAUUUCUAACCUUUAAAAUGGCGUCAUUGAUUAGCCAGGUGACAAGACAGAGUGUAAGACUUGCUAAGACAGGUGUUCGAGCGCUCUCCACACCUUCCGCCUCACCAGAUACAAAUGCUUCUUUCAAGGGCUAUAACUUUGAGCUCACAGAUGAACAGAAAGAGUAUCAGCAGCUGGCCAGAAAGUUUGCAAGGGAGGUAAUCGUUCCUGUAGCACCACACCAUGACAAAACAGGAGAGUAUCCAUGGGAUGUUAUCAAGAAAGUAUGGGAAAUUGGUUUGAUCAACACACAUAUACCUCAAGACUGUGGUGGAUUGGGCAUGGGAAUAUUUGACUCAUGUUUAAUUACUGAGGAGUUGGCCUACGGUUGUACAGGAAUUCAGACAGCCAUAGAAGCAAAUUCACUUGGGCAAAUGCCUGUGAUCAUAGCGGGUACUGAACAACAGAGGAAAAAGUACCUAGGUAGAAUGAUGGAGGCUCCUCUCAUGUGUGCAUACUGUGUCACAGAACCAGGGGCGGGUUCUGAUGUAUCUGGCUUGAAGACAAGGGCAGAAAAGAAAGGAAAUGAAUGGGUAAUUAAUGGUUCAAAGAUGUGGAUCACAAAUGGAGGGGUUGCUGACUGGUAUUUUGUUCUAGCACGGUCUGACCCUGACCCAAAAGCUCCCUCCGGAAAAGCAUUCACAGGUUUUAUUGUGGAUGCCAACACUCCUGGUAUUACAAGAGGAAGAAAGGAAAUAAACAUGGGACAGAGAGCAUCAGAUACUAGAGGGAUUACAUUUGAAGAUGUUGUCGUCCCAGCAGAGAAUGUUCUAGGAUCAGAGGGUGUCGGUUUCAAGAUCGCUAUGGGAGCAUUUGACAAAACUAGGCCACCCGUAGCAGCAGGGGCUGUUGGACUUGCACAGAGAGCAAUGGAAGAGGCCAUGAAAUACUCUAUGGAGAGGAAAACAUUUGGAAAAUUCAUCUGUGAGCAUCAAGCAGUUUCAUUUAUCCUGGCUGAUAUGGCAGUUGGCAUUGAGUCUGCACGUCUGGCCACACAGAGGGCAGCUUGGGAGAUAGAUCAGGGACGUAGAAACACAUACUAUGCUUCGAUUGCUAAGUGCUUAGCUGGAGAUGUUGCUAAUAAAACUGCAACUGAUGCUGUUCAGAUAUUUGGAGGAAAUGGUUUCAACACAGAUUAUCCUGUUGAAAAAUUGAUGAGAGAUGCAAAAAUUUACCAGAUUUAUGAGGGCACAGCACAGAUUCAGCGGCUGAUUAUAUCGCGAGAAAUGUUGACCAAAGCUAAGCAACAGUGAAAAGCAAACCAGCCAUACUACAGCUAUAGUCUGUGAUUGACAUUUCAUUGAAUACAUUGGAGUAACAUGCACUUUGCACCAUUAUACCAUUAUUCUCAUAGUUGCCUAGUUACAUAAAACAUAUAAACAGUAUAUCACAUACUCAUAAUUAAUCUCUGUUAAGUUACAAUGGAACUUCAAACAACAAAAUUUUUCCAAGCUGACAUUCAAAUUUCAUAUUUGGUGCAUGACAUCUUUUGUCAAAUUUGUUGUGUAAGAAAGUUCAUUAAAUCUAAUAUUUUCAAUUUUACUCAGCCUAAAAAUUUAUAUGACAAAUGUAGAUAUGUAUGUAAUAAAAAGAUUACUGUAUUUACAUCAAGAAAUGUACGCUUGUUCUUUUGCAAAAUACGCUACAGAACUCUUAUAUAUUUCUUAGGUUUGUAAUAACCUGUAAUAAUUACAUGGUUUUCAGUGUGUUAUUUAUCAAAUAUUCCUUUCUAUGGUUUAUUGCCUGAUUUACUAUGGUUCAGAGUUCAGAUUUGCAAGUAUUGAACAACAAGGGUGUUAGCCCAAGGUGUUAAUUAAGUGUCUAACGAAAUCGGGCAAUGAACGGCAAGAAGGCCUUGACUGUUUUCAUUCUAAUAUUCUCAUUUAAAUGUUGUAAAAAAGAAGUUGCAUUAAUUUCAGAAUUAAUGAACUGGACAUCAUAAUUUUCUCUUACAAGUCCUCACGUUAGCUAAUGUUUGUUUAAGACUAUACAUGACUUGACCUUCUUUGUUUAACUGGCAGACAAAUCAAGACGGGUUCAGAAUUAAAUAUUAGAGUGAAAUAUAUAGAGGAUGUUUGUUUGUUUUCAGAAUGAUAUUGAAAUAUAUUGUCUAUGAAAAGGGAGGCAAUUCAAUAUUUCACAAAGUUACUAAGAAAUAUUUUAAGGUAAAAUGUUGUUUUGUUCAAUACUGCCUUACAAAGGUAAUCUAUCCUACUAUGAUCUUUAGCUCCACUAUUCAAAGAAUAGGGGAGCUAUCCUACUCGCCCCGGCGUAAGCGUUAGCUUAGCGUGGGCGUCACACAAAUGUUAAAGUUUGCGUACCACCCCAAAUAUUUUCAAAGUCCAUGGAGAUAUUGCUUUGAUAUUUUGCAUACUUGUUUACCAUCAAGACCCCAGUCUGUAAAAAGGAGAAGGCAACUCUAUCAAGCAUUUUGACUGAAUUAUGGCCCCUUUUCGACUUAGAAUAAAUGUUAAAGUUUGCGUACUACCCUAAAUAUUUUCAAAGUCCAUUGAGAUAUUGCUUUCAUAUUUUGCAUACUUGUUAACCAUCAUGACCCCAGUCUGUAAAAAGGAGGAUGCAACUCUAUCAAGCAUUUUGACUGAAUUAUGGUACCUUUUUGACUUAGAAUAUGCUUAUUGUAAUGUUAAAGUUUUACUCAUAGCUUAUAUUAUACUAUCAAGCACUGAGAAUAGUCGAGCGCGCUGUCAACUGACAGCUCUUGUUUGUGUAUAUAGAUUUAUUUUGAUAAAAAAAAAAGCAUAUACUAAUUAUAAAAACCUAAAAUAAUGUAAGAUAUAUAUUUAAUAUAAUAAUAUAUACUUCUGGUAUGUGUUCUGUUAUGAUGGAAUUUCAUAGUCAAAUAAAAUUUAGGUUCUACAGUUGACAUGUUUAUGUAGGAAACUGAAAUGUGAUUGUGAGUUUGGGGAAGGGGGUCCAUUCAGUACAUGGUGUGAAUUUCUAUAUGCUUGUGAUGGUUAAAGGAAUCCUUUCUUGCAUACUAGACAGGAGUUUCAGGUAAUUUCACCUGGAAGUAAGAUGAAUUUUGUCGUACAUGACAUGUAACAUACUACAUCUGGCUAUCAGAUUCCUGCACUUAUUAUUAUUAUGUAAAAAGGGAUAAAAUCAUAUAUUUUGGUAAUUCUUCUGUACCAUUUGAUAUAUUUACUGUUUAAAAAUAUUAUUGAACAAAAAAAUGAGUAACGUUUCACUUCAGAUGAUAAAUUGAAACUAGAA
Molecule: messenger RNA, 3276 nt
Organism: Mercenaria mercenaria
Lineage: Eukaryota; Metazoa; Mollusca; Bivalvia; Venerida; Veneridae
Product: medium-chain specific acyl-CoA dehydrogenase, mitochondrial-like
Exons: 14
Coding region: 21-1295 (424 amino acids)
Biological process (GO): medium-chain fatty acid catabolic process; fatty acid beta-oxidation
Cellular component (GO): mitochondrion
Molecular function (GO): medium-chain fatty acyl-CoA dehydrogenase activity; flavin adenine dinucleotide binding
Source: RefSeq, a predicted model, not a curated record